CAUCACCUCCUCCAAACGACUGAGUCUAUAAAUAAAUCACCGUCUCGUUCGAGCUACGCACGCAAUUAGCGAAAGUACUUAGCCAAACGACAGGGCUCCUGAAAAAGAGGGAAAUUCCUCCUCUCGACCAGCAACACCGCCGAGUAUAUUUAUAAUUGCUCAGUGCGUUUUGGGUGAGUAAAAGAACCAGAAGCCCAAUCGAAUCACUGACUGAAUAGUUUUCUCGCCAGGCAACAACACACGUAAUCGAUGCAAGAAUUUGGCGAAAAUAUUCAGCAGGUUCACAACGAGAAGUUGGGCAGGCAUCUGGUGGCUGGCAUAAACAUUGAACCGGGCGACACUGUUUUGGAAGAGCGGCCCUUGCUGGUGGCUCCCCACUGGGAAUGUCACCAGCUGAAGUGCGCCCAAUGCCUUCAGGAAUCCUAUGUGAUGUGUCGACAAUGCCAGGUGUUUCCCCUUUGCAUGGACUGCAGCCAGCAUGAUGAGUUUGAGUGCGAGUUCUUCGCCAGCGGUGGAGGAAAAGACAUCUGCAAGGAUAUUCUGGUGAAGAACUAUGGGAUAUGUGGACUCCUUAAGCUGCUCCUCCUGCUGGAGAAUCCCGACUCGAAAGCCGAUUGCGAAAUGCUCAUGGAUGUGCCGGUGAAUCUGAGUGAUUAUCGCGAUGGUGAAGGCAUGUGGCAGGAGCACGAGGAGCAGGUGGUGCGUCCACUGAUGGAGAGUGGCUUACUGGCGGUUCUACCCACUCAGCAGUUGACUUCGGAUGUGCUGCAUGCCCACUGCAUUCGGAUUGACAGCAAUUCCUUCGAGGUGACCGCCAGGGAUGGUGAUACCUUGAAGGGAGUUUUUGUUUGUGGAGCCAGCUUACCACAUCACUGCGUUCCCAACACGGUGGUGGCCCUGGAUGAGCAGUUCAACAUGAAGCUGUAUGCGGCAGUUCCACUGCAGCCGGGUGAUAUUAUAUACAACUCGUACACGAAUCCCUUGAUGGGCACCAGCCAGCGGCAGCAUCAAUUGCGGAUGACUCGUCGAUUGGAGUGCACCUGCUCGCGCUGUCUGGAUCCCACUGAAAUGGGCACUCACAUGAGCAGCAUGAAGUGCAGGGAGUGCGAGGGAUUUGCUGUAUGUGAGAUAGAUGCCAAUGGAAGGCUGGGAGAUUGGCGUUGCCCGGAUUGUAAGGCUCUUCUAACCGCUGCCGAGGUCCACGAGCUGCAGGCCGAAGUGGGUUCCGCUUUGGUGGAGGCCCGGGGUGAACUGCCGGUCUAUGAAAAUCUCCUGACCCAAUUUGGACCACUGCUUCAUCCCAAUCACUUUAUGCUGCUGGACAUCAAGCAGAACAUUGCCAGUAUUUUGCGAGCGGCGGCCCUGAUGAACUCGAUGGAGCAGCCAUGCAAGAAGCUCCUAGCCCGCCGCGUGGAACUCUGCUCCGAUCUGCUGCCCGUCUGCCGGGCUGUCGUCCCAGGCAUCUCCAAGCUGUACGCCAUCGGUCUGUUUGAGUAUCUGCUGGCGCUGGUGGAGCUCGUGGAGCUGCAGUUUGCCGAAAGUGAUCUGGAUAAGAAGGAAUAUGUGGCCCAUUUGAGGACCGCUAGUCUGGUGGCCAAGGAGGCAAUGGACCUUCUACGCUUCGAGCCGGAAAACUCAGCGGAGGGCUAUCUUUCGGACCGGAUUUCCAUGGAGCUGGAGCGCAUUGAUUCCGAUCUGAAGAAGUACGGACGAUAA
Drosophila takahashii is the source of this 1716-nucleotide messenger RNA. RefSeq names its product SET and MYND domain containing, arthropod-specific, member 7 (gene SmydA-7). Lineage: Eukaryota; Metazoa; Arthropoda; Insecta; Diptera; Drosophilidae. The record is from RefSeq and is a predicted model, not a curated record.